Messenger RNA from Callithrix jacchus (white-tufted-ear marmoset), 1912 nucleotides. RefSeq names its product coagulation factor III, tissue factor (gene F3). The record is from RefSeq and is a predicted model, not a curated record. Gene Ontology annotation, cellular component: plasma membrane. Gene Ontology annotation, molecular function: cytokine receptor activity; protein binding. NCBI's taxonomy places the organism in Eukaryota, Metazoa, Chordata, Mammalia, Primates, Cebidae. Gene Ontology annotation, biological process: blood coagulation; cytokine-mediated signaling pathway.
CCGGAGGAGCGGCGGGGGCGGGGGCCGGCAGAGGCGCGGGAGACCGCGCGGCCGGCCCUUUAUAGCGCGCGGGGCACCGGCUCCCCCAGACUCUGGGCUCCCCGCUCCACCUCGCACUCCCUCUGGCCGGCUCUGCAGCCAACCUCCUCAGCCCCCGGGAAGCCACGAAACUCUUUCGAUCUCGCCUCCAGCUCGUGGACAUGGCGACACUUGCCUGGCCCCCGGUCCCGCGCCCCGAGACCGCCGUCACUCUGACGUUCCUGCUCGGCUGGGUCUUCGCCCAGGUGGCCGGCGCUACAGGCACUGCAGAUACUGUGGCAGCAUAUAAUUUAACUUGGAAGUCAACUAAUUUCAAGACAAUUUUGGAGUGGCAACCCAAACCCAUCAAUCAUGUCUACACUGUGCAGAUAAGCACUAAGUCAGGAGACUGGAAAAACAAAUGCUUUCACAUAACAGACACAGAGUGCGACCUCACCGACGAAAUAGUGAAGGACGUCAACCAGACGUACUUGGCGCGGGUCCUCUCCUACCCGGCAGGGGAUGUGGGUAGCGCCGGUUCUGCAGGGGAGCCUCUGUUUGUGAACUCCCCAGAGUUCACACCUUACCUGGAUACAAACCUCGGACAGCCAGCAAUUAAGAGUUUUGAACAAGUCCAGACAAAACUGAAUGUGACAGUGCAAGAUGCGCGGACUUUAGUCAGAAUAAAUGACACAUUCCUAAGCCUCCGGGAUAUUUUUGGCAAGGACUUAAUUUAUACACUUUAUUACUGGAGAGCUUCAAGUACGGGAAAGAAAACAGCCAAAACAAACACUAAUGAGUUUUCAAUUGAUGUGGAUAAAGGAGAAAACUACUGUUUCAAUGUUCAAGCGGUGAUUCCAUCCCGAAAAGCUAACCCCAAGAGUGUAGAGAGCACCAUCGAGUGUACCAGCCAUGAGAAAAGGGAUUUCAGAGAAAUGUUCUUUAUCAUUGGAGCUGUGGUAUUUGUGGUCAUCAUCCUUGUCAUCAUCCUGGCUGUAUCUCUACACAAGUGCAGAAAGGCAAGAGUGGGGCGGGGCUGGAAGGAGAACUCUCCGCUGAAUGUUGCAUAAAGGAAGCAGCGUUGGCGCUACUGCAAAGGCUGUGUUGCACUGUGAGAACUUUUAAGAGAAUAGAAUACGUGGAAACACAAAUGAGUAUUUCAGAGCAGAAGACCCUGGAAUUCAAAAAAAGCUCUUGAUAUGACCUGUUACUACCAUUAGCAUUCUGGUUUUGCCAUCAGCAUUAGCCACUUUGAAAUGUCACAAACGGUACUACAACCAAUUCCAAGUUUUAAUUUUUAACACUAUGGCACCUUUUGCACAUAUACUUUAGAUUAUAUAUUCCGCACUUAAGGAGAAACCAUGGCAUCCAAGCAAAAACGAAUGACCAAACGCCUUAAAAAAUCCUGCGUGGACUUUUUGAAAAGCUUUUGAGAGGCUGACUUCAAUUCAUGUAGGAAAGUAAAAUGGAAAUUGGGUGAAUUUCUGGGACUUUUCUAACAUACGUAUGUCUGUAAUAUGGUGUUUAGGUUCUUUUUUUUGAGAGUGUAUUUGGAAAUUCAGAACAAUGGGCAAACUUUUGUAGGAAUGUUACGGAUGGGAGACAUCGGUAUUUUGGGCACCUCCCUAAUAUGUUUCCAGUCUGAACUUUAACUGACUUAAGUGGUAUUAAACCUUUGAGAGCUAACUAUAUUUUUAUAAGACUACUGUACAAACUAGAGUUUAUGAUUUAAGGUACUUAAAGCUUCUAUGGUUGACAUUGUUUAUAUAUAAUUUUUAAAAAAUAUUUUGUAUGUGGGGAUUUUCUAUUUAUGUAGAUAAUAUUGUUCUAUUUGUAUAUAUUGAGAUAAUUUAUUUAAUAUACUUUUAUAUAAAUAAAGGUGACGGAAUCGUUA